Molecule: messenger RNA, 1395 nt
Organism: Cyphellophora attinorum
Lineage: Eukaryota; Fungi; Ascomycota; Eurotiomycetes; Chaetothyriales; Cyphellophoraceae
Exons: 2
Coding region: 1-1395 (464 amino acids)
Biological process (GO): dephosphorylation
Molecular function (GO): phosphatase activity
Source: RefSeq, a predicted model, not a curated record
AUGGCCAGCAACUCUGCUCAAAUCGACCUGUCCUGGCACCCACCCAACGCCACCUCAGUGAAUAACCUCACCGCUGUCCUAAACGACAGCGGCGUUUACGGACUGCUCAUCAACCCAGUCACCCCAUCAGAAGUCCCUUACUCAACCUACAACUACUGCAACAUGCCCCAUGUCCGCCGCCAGGAAUACCAACCUGCUCCACCAGAGUACAAGCUGGAAUAUGUGGAGGUGAUCCAACGACACCACAAGCGUACGCCCUACGCGUCGAACACCUUUCCCAAGGAGAACUACGCUUGGACGUGCGAUGACGAGGCGUUGCUGUUCUACGGUGUGCCGUACCCGGAUGGGACCGCUGCGCAGGUCGCGUGGGGGGUGUAUACGACGGAGUUGAAUCCAUUUGCGCCGGCGGAAUUUAAUGGGACGUGUCAGUUCCCGCAGCUCACUGCUGGUGGGCUCAACGAUAGUCGGGUGCAUGGAACUGAUCUGUCUGCGGUGUAUCACGACAAGCUCAAUUUCCUGCCUGAGGUGUAUGAUUCAGCCAAAGUGCAGUUUCGGGUGACGAACAAUGUAAUCACGAGUCAGGUGGCCGGGCAGGUUGUCUUGGGGAUGUUUCCCGAUACUGCGAACACGACUGUCCAAGUGAAGAUCCAGCCGGAUUCGAUCGAUAGUUUGGAACCGACCUAUUCAUGUCCACGCUCGGACGCGCUGAGGGAGAUGUAUGGCGUAGGAUCAAACUUUACGAAUUGGACGGACCAUCUUACUGCGCCGGCUACACAGGCGCUGUUUGCACGGCUUGAGACAGUCAGCAACGUAAACAGCUCAAGUGAGGCGGAUGACUGGUAUAGUUGGUUCGACCACUACUUCGACAACCUCUCUAGCAGACUAUGUCAUGAGAAGCCGCUUCCUUGCACGGCGGAUGGGAACGAGACGUGUGUGAGUCAAGAAGACGCGGACGCGGUGUUUCGCAGGGGGAUGUAUGAGUACAGCUUCAUCUAUCGGGAUUCGCCUUCGAGCUUGGCGUCGAGCGUGGCGAGCUAUGGGGUUUGGUUGGCGGAGCUGGCUGGGACUCUGCGUGGUGCGAGUGGAGGCAGCGGCGAUGGGGUCAUAUACCGCCACAAUGUCGCGCACGAUGGGUCGAUCAGCCGGCUGUUGUCGAUCUUGCAGGUGGAGGAGAUGGUGUGGCCGGGAAUGGGGAGUGAGAUUGUGUUUGAGCUGUAUACUCGCAAUCAGUGCUGGUUUGUGAGAGUACUUUGGAAGGGCGAGGUGUUUAGGAGUAGCAACCCGAGUCUGGGCGCGAUGGAUAUGCUGCCAUUGGAGGUGUUUUUGGGGUAUGUGGAUGGGUUGGUUGGUGUUGGAGCGGGAAUGGUGCCGGGGUUGUGUAAAGAGGAUGACUAG